GUGCUUGUGUGGCGAUUUAAAGCAGUUCUGUAAUCUCUAAUCCCAUUUGGUCAUCAUGCUUGUCUACCUGCUUCUCCUCACAGUCAUCGCGACUGUCGAGGCUCAGAGAGUUCAAGGUCAACAGACGUCUGAUUCAUGUUUGUGUAAAAUAAACAGCUCUAUUUGGACUUUUCCUAUUUUUCAUUUUGAGGAAGUCACAAGACAGGUCCAGAUUUGUGAGGACAACCUGAAUGAGUUUGAGGAAAAGAUGAGGAACACAAAUGCAGAACUGCCUAUGAUGGAAGCCACUCUGCAGAACAUCUCAGCCCGUCUAAAAGCAUUUGAUUACCUGCACACAAGUGGACUGUACAGCGAACUUCAUCUGCGACAGCUGAACCAGGAACUUGAGGAAAUCCAUCAAUCUGUCAAUGAAACACACAUGCAGAACCCCAACAAAGAGACACAUAACCUGCUCAGUGAGUUAAAUAAAGCAAAGAAUGAUGUCCAGAGGAUGUACAGAGAUGAUUUCUUCAACCUAGAGACCAUGAGGAAGAGGUUACGUGAGCUCAACAACCGUGCACAGAGUUGCAAGACCAUGCCAAAUGAUUUCAGAAGUUCUUGUCAUCAGCGCACUAUGACCAGAAUAAGUUCUCCAGUUGUUACCAAGCUCAAUUCCAUCAGCAAGUCCUAUAUUUCUGGUUCUUGGGGCCGUGAUGCCCUGCUAAGCAGUACAGAACACUAUUGGGAACACUGUCUGGUGAGCGAUCACAGGCGUGGCAACACAAUCAGGAUGUACAACUCACUUGAAGAUUUCAUGGCCAACAAUUACUACAAAGAUGUAGAGAUAGCACCAUCCUACAGCCAUGAGAAUGCUGUUCAGGGCUCUGGCACUAUUCUGUAUGACAAUACUGUAUUUUACCAAUGCUACGACACCGCUAAAAUCUGCAGCUUCAACAUUACAACUCAAGCAACCAAGCGUGUAGAACUAGCUGGUGCUGGAAUCGACAACAAGUUCCCUUUCUGCUACUACAGCUGUCGUGAUUGGACCGAUAUCGACCUGGAGGCUGAUCAAAAUGGUGUUUGGGUGAUAUACGCCACUGAUGAGAACCACGGCAACAUUGUUGUGAGCCGUUUAGAGCCAGUGUCACUCAAUAUCACUCAUACCUGGAAGACGCGUCUCUUUAAGAGGUCCGUCACCAGCACGUUUAUGGUGUGCGGGGUCUUGUAUGCUACACGCUUUGUCAAUACUUACAAAGAAGAGGUGUUUUAUGCUUUCGAUACAACCACUGGUCAUGAGAUAAACACUCUUUCUUUGCCUUUUGAGAAGGUUUCUGCUGGUAUAGCCAAUCUGAACUACAAUCCAGUUGAUGGAAAACUCUACUUGUAUAAUGAUGCCUAUCUUUUAGCAUAUGAUACCUUCUUCUAAGUGCAUUUCAAAUGCAGUUACCCAAUAAAA
This is a messenger RNA of Carassius auratus (goldfish), 1435 nucleotides long. Its product is annotated as olfactomedin-4-like. Lineage: Eukaryota; Metazoa; Chordata; Actinopteri; Cypriniformes; Cyprinidae. The record is from RefSeq and is a predicted model, not a curated record. Gene Ontology annotation, biological process: signal transduction. The transcript is spliced from 5 exons. The coding region runs from base 56 to 1405 and encodes 449 amino acids.